AUGGACUUAAAGAACUCACCAUAUGUAUCAUAUUUAAUGGACACGACCCAAUACAUUGGUGGAGCUGUAACAAAAAUAUUACUAAAAUUGACAAAAUGUUCAGAAUGUCUUCAAGUUUUAUCUGAAUCCAGUACAGCUCCUACACCAUUAAUAUCAAUAACAAAUCGAGGUAGGCUAAUUAAGCCAAGUAGUGAUGUAACUGAGCUGUGUCGAAUCGCUGAAAAUGUAUUUCGAACUCAACAAUCAGUAUAUACAACCAGCAGUGCAACGAAUAUCAGAGAAACAUUCAUUAUCAAAUCAUUUUCUAAAAUAAAUAUCAAUAAAUACUUUUUAAAAAUGUCUAACCACAUAUACAAUCAAGAACCAAUAAACAAUCAUUUAAUCCAGUUAAUCAGAGACAUUUUCAAAACCUACUUCAAUAUACGGAUACACCAUUUUAACAGCUCAAGAAGUCAGCCAAAAGAGAGAAUACGUUCUCAGUUCACCAAACUCGUACAUUUCAGAAACCAAUAA
Macrosiphum euphorbiae (potato aphid) is the source of this 513-nucleotide messenger RNA. The record is from the annotation of a GenBank genome assembly. Lineage: Eukaryota; Metazoa; Arthropoda; Insecta; Hemiptera; Aphididae.